UGGGCUCAGUCUGUCUCGGAAAGGAAAUCUAUUUCUCGUUACGUACAGUGCUCUGUCUCUCUCUGUCUCUCUGUCUCCUCUCUCUCUGUGUGUGUGUGUGUAGUGGGGGAACUGUGUGUAGCUGAGCCCUGGCUGUGGCUUCCUGACCCCGGGAUGGAGGCAGAGCGACGAGGAGCGGGAGAAACACAGCUCUCUGCUCUGGGCUCCAUUUAUCUGCCUCACCUGGCAUUCCCUCCACGCACACCCGCCUUCAUCCCCCUUUUAAUACAGAGAGAGGGGGAGGUGAGAGAGCAUAGAGGGAGAGUAGGGAUGUUCAGUGAUAGUCAGUGGAAAUGAGCGAAUGAAAGCUAUAGGAAGAGUGAGCAAUAGAGGAACAGGGAGGAGGAGAGAAAGAUAGAGGGAGGUGGUUGACACGUACAAAACAAAUGAGAAGAAGAAAAUACAGAUUCCAAGUUGACAAAGAUGGGGACAGCAAUGAUGAGGGAGAGAGAGAGGCUGUUGUCUGAAGAGAGCGAAGACAUGAUACUAACGUUGUUAGAGAAAGAGGGGAUGAAAGGAGAGGAAAACAAGAAGCAAAGAGGACGGUAGAGCGAGCCAGAAAGGAGAGAAGAGAGAGGUUGGUCGAGUGGGCAAGACAAAAAGAAUGAGCGAAUGAAAGAGAUGGAAAUAGGAAAUGACAGUGGCUUGGAAUCUCACCAGCAACAAUGAGGCCCCCAGUUGAUUUAUUAUGUGGCAUAAUUGGUGGAUUGGUGAAUCCAGUGGAACGGCACAGCUGCCUAGAGCAGAGCUCUAUAUUUUAUAGACAGAUAUAGAAAUCCCAGACAUGACCAAAUCUGUGUUCACACCAACAGCCCCAGUGGCAGCUUUUGGCACCAUAUCUAAUGAAUCGCUGACAAGGCUCCACAUCGGGAGCAGAGGGAAGGUGAGCUAGUCCUACCCCUCCCAGCCACGCCCGGCAUCUUCUCCCCGUCUCUCUCUUCGUCUGCCUCAUCCAUCUCUUCCCCCGGCAUUCUCCGCCAUGGCACUCCUCUCCACCUCUCUCACUGCCUCUGUCCCCUUCCUCCUCUUCCUCCUCCUCCCCCUUCCUUCGCCCUGCGUCCUGGAGUCUCUACGAGGAGGAGGAGAGGAAGAGAACCGCUCCAUCUCCACCAUGUCCUAUCCCUCCAUGUCUCCGGAGUUCUGGAGCAACAGCAGUACGGGGCUGGGCGGCAGUUCAAAGUGCUCGCAGCCGGUGGUGUGCAGGCCGGGCACCCUGCUGCCCGUGUGGAAGCCCCUGAGCCCCGGGCUGGGCGACCAGGUGGCCAGGGCAGUGGUCUACUUCACCUGUCUCAUGUACAUGUUCCUGGGAGUGUCCAUCAUCGCAGACCGCUUCAUGGCCUCUAUCGAGGUCAUAACCUCACAGGAGAAGGAGGUGACCAUCACCAUGCCAACCGGUGAGACGUCUGUGGCUACUGUACGUAUCUGGAACGAGACUGUGUCCAACCUGACUCUGAUGGCUCUAGGCUCCUCCGCGCCAGAGAUCCUGCUGUCUGUCAUAGAGGUGUGUGGGCAUGGGUUUGAGGCGGGUGAGCUGGGCCCUGGCACCAUUGUGGGCAGCGCCGCCUUCAACAUGUUUGUGAUCAUCGCCAUCUGUGUGUGGGUCAUCCCUGAAGGAGAGACCAGGAAGAUCAAACACCUGCGUGUGUUCUUCAUCACAGCCUUCUGGAGUAUCUUCGCCUAUAUCUGGCUCUUCCUCAUCCUCUCUGUCAUCUCACCCGGAGUAGUGGAGGUGUGGGAGGCCCUGGUCACCCUGCUCUACUUCCCAGUGUGUGUGAUCCUGGCCUGGAUCGCCGACCGACGCCUGCUCUUUUACAAGUACAUGGCCAAGCGUUACCGCGCCGACAAGCACGGCAUCGUCGUGGAGACGGAGGGGGACACAACCCCGAAAGGCUUCGAGAUGAUUAUGGACGGAAAGUUCCCACCUAGGGGAGGUGCGGUGGGAAUGAUGCCCAGUGAGAACUGCCAGGAUGGGGCCAACAAUGCAGCGGGCACCGUGGCCUACCUACCCAACUCCAACAGCACCAUGGUGACCGUAGAGAAUACCAAGGAGCUGGACGAGAGCCGCAAGGAGGUGAUCCGCAUCCUGAAGCAGCUGAAACAGAAGUUUCCGGACAAGGAGCUGGAUCAGCUGGUAGAUCUAGCCAACUACUACGCCCUCCUCCAUCAGCAGAAGAGCCGCGCCUUCUACCGCAUCCAGGCUACGCGCAUGAUGACCGGCGCCGGUAACGUGCUCAAGAGGCACGCCGCCGACCACUCACGCCGCGCCGCCGCCGUGGACGAGGAAGUGGUCUGCGAGGACGACGACCUGGCCGAGUGCAGCCGCCUGGCGUUCGAGAGCAGCCACAGCCAGUGUAUGGAGAACUGCGGCGUACUGAGGCUGGCUGUGGUGUGUCAAGGGGGCCUGGGGGAGAGCACCUUCUACUUGGACUACCGGACCGAGGACGGCUCAGCCAACGCCGGGUCUGACUACGAGUACAGCGAGGGAACGCUGGUGUUCAAACCCGGAGAGACCCGCAAGGAGAUCAAGGUCGGCAUCAUCGAUGAUGACAUCUUCGAGGAGGACGAGCACUUUUUUGUGCGGCUGCUCAACUUGCGCAUCGGUGACGCCGAGGGGAUGUUUGAGAGUGAUGAGCCAGGUGCAAGACCCAAGGGUCGCCUGGUGGAGCCACUGGUCACCACGGUGACCAUCCUGGACGACGACCAUGCUGGAUUCUUCACAUUCCGUAAUCGGCUGGUGCGCGUCAGCGAGAGCGUUGGCACCAUGGAGAUUUCAGUGGUGCGGAACUCAGGCGCCCGCGGCACGGUGAUCCUGCCCUAUCACACGGAGGAGGGCACGGCGAAGGGGGGCGGCGUGGACUACGAGGACACCCAGGGAGAGCUGGAGUUCUCCAACGACCAGACAAUUCAGACCCUGCAGGUGAGGAUCAUUGACGAUGAGGAGUAUGAGAAAAAGGAGAACUUCUUCAUCGUACUAGAGGAACCACGCUGGCUGAAGAGGGGAAUCUCAGCCCUUCUGCUCAACCAAGAGGAUCCUGAUGGCCAGAUGAGUGCAGAGGAGGAGGAGGCGAGGCGCAUUGCAGAGAUGGGAAAGCCCAUCUUGGGGGAGCACAGCCGGCUGGAGGUGGUCAUUGAGGAGUCUUAUGAGUUCAAGAGCACCGUUGACAAGCUCAUUAAGAAGACCAACUUGGCCCUUGUGAUUGGGACUCACUCCUGGAGGGAGCAGUUCGUGGAAGCUGUGACUGUCAGCGCAGGGGAUGGUGAUGACGAUGACGAGGAGGGGCGUGAGGAGCGUCUGCCAUCCUGCUACGACUACGUCAUGCACUUUCUGACGGUGUUCUGGAAGGUUCUGUUCGCCUUCGUUCCACCCACCGAGUACUGGAAUGGCUGGGCCUGCUUCUUCGUGUCCAUCUCGGUCAUCGGCAUCCUGACUGCCAUCAUCGGGGACCUGGCCUCCCACUUUGGCUGCACUGUGGGCCUCAGGGACACCGUCACUGCCGUGGUGUUUGUGGCUCUUGGCACCUCCAUUCCUGACACGUUUGCCAGCAAGGUGGCGGCCACGCAGGACCAGCACGCUGAUGCGUCGGUGGGCAACGUGACAGGCAGCAACGCGGUCAACGUGUUCCUCGGCAUCGGGGUGGCGUGGUCAGUGGCGGCCGUCUACUGGAAGGUGCAGGGCAAGGAGUUCCGCGUGGACCCGGGCUCCCUGGCCUUCUCCGUCACCCUCUUCACCAGCUUCGCCUUCAUCUGCAUGGGCGUGCUGCUGUUCCGCCGGCGGCCCUCUAUCGGGGGGGAGCUGGGCGGGCCGCGGACAGCACGCAUCAUCACCAGCCUCCUCUUCCUCGGCCUCUGGUUCCUCUACGUCCUCUUCUCCAGCCUGGAGGCCUACUGCCACAUAGAGGGCUUUUAGAGGACACAUGAGAGCAGAGACAGGGCUACUAGUCAAAACACUGAUAUACAUUAUAGUUAUUAUAAUACACACUUCUACUACAGGACAAGGCCCAGGCCAAAGGUUGGGACCUGGUCAUUAUCACUGGAUCGCUAAUACCUAAGGGAUCUGUAGACAUACCCGAUAUACACACACUUACAUACAAAACACAUACUGAAACAUGAACUGUACAUAUAACUACAUGCAUGCACAAACAAAUGCACACGUGGUCUCUCACCAAGACCAACCCACACAUACAGCACUGUAACAAGGGCACCACACAGGUUGCGUAUGGCCUGGAGCCUGGAUGACACCCAGUUAACAUCAACCUCCUAUUGCACAUUAAAAUGUUAUACACGCUCACUGGACAAACGAGGAAGAGAAGGAGAGAAAAUAAAGUAUUGGUCAAGGAAGUGAUGAAGGAAGUAAGACGGGAGAUUUCAAAGGAAGAAUGUUCAGAAUGUAAACCAGCAUGUCGUAAAAGAGGGAGAGAGAAAGUGACAGACAGGUGUGUAGAAACUAAGUGUUGGAGUGGCAUUCUAUUCAUUCCAGCUGGCUGCAUAACAUGGUUUUGGGUCCAGCUAGACUGCUUUAAUUGAAGCAGGGUAGAGUGCCAUGUGUUUUGCAGGGUGGGCCGUAGCUCCGUCACCGUUGCAGGGAAGGCGAACCAGACUCGAUCCACUCGACUCAAUCCAUGUCUGUGUGGCCUUAAAGCAGUACACCUCCACCCUUUCACUGGGGGUUCCUUUUCAAAGACAGAAUCCACACACGUAGAAGCAGUGGUGGAAAAAGUACUCAACUAUCAUACGUGAGUAAAAGUAAAGAUACCUUAAUAGAAAAUGACUUGAGUAAAAGUAAAGAUACCUUAAUAGAAAAUGACUUGAGUAAAAGUAAAGAUACCUUAAUAGAAAAUGACUUGAGUAAAAGUAAAAGUCACCCAGUAAAAUACUACUUGUUCUAAAAGUAUCUGGUUUUAAAUGUACUUAAGUACAGUGGUGCAAAAUGUACUCAAUUGUCAGACUUAAGUAAAAGUAAAUGCUAUACAUCAAAUUCUGUAUAUUAAGCAAACCAGACCGCACAAUUUUCUUUUUAUUUACGGACAGCCAGGGGCACACUCCAAAACUCCGACAUCAUUUUUUUUUUAAACGUAGUAUUUGUGUUUGGUGAGUCCGCCAGAUCAGAGCCAGUAGAGAUGAUAAUGUGUUAUAUUGAUAGGUGCGUGAAUUGGACCAUAUUACUGUCCUGCUUUUGGGUGUCAGGGAAAAUUUAUGGGAGUAAAAAGUCUUUUUUUUUAGGAAUGUUGUGGAGUACAAGUAAAAGUUCUCAAAAAAUAUGAAUAGUAAAGUAAUGUACAGAUACCCCAAAAACUAGUAGUACUUCAAAGUAUUUUUACAAAGUUACUUUACACCACUGCGUAGUAGUGGAAUGGGUCCAUCUUCAGUUGCUAUGACAGAGCACCAUGAAAAUGGUUGGUUAAUGAGUAGGAUGUUUACAUUUAGCAAUGGGAGAUAAAACAACAACAAAACUGAAAGCCCCAAGUUGCAGUUACUGUAUGGUUUUCCAUACAGGGGAGGUGGGAAUUACGCAUGACAUUGAAACAAGCUCUCAAUUCUGUGUUGGUGUAAAUACAAUAGGAGUGUAUAUGUAUUUGUUAGAGGGGCUUCUCUACAGAUAUGGUGGGAUGGGGUAGGGUGGCCAAUAAUAGAUAUAAUGCAUGGGGUUCAGAAACUAGUCGCCACUCUCUUACUUCACAGGAAAAUGACUUUUGCAGGUAGCUUGUGUAAAUUAUGGCUCCGAGAUGAGAUAUCAUCCUUUCUCAUAACCACAAUCCCCAUCCAUCGAACUUUAACAUACAGCGGUCCAGAGGGAUUAAAUAUAAAUUUGCCUCAUCUGUGGACUUCUGAAUGAAGGGAAGACAGAGUUUCUGGAGGCACGACUCUGGAUAACGAAAGUCUCACAUCCAGCUCUUGAGGCUCUUACUGUUGUGUCUCACUGGACUUCAGAUAUUACAGUGGAGAUCAUAGAUCUGCAUUCCACUCCAGCAGACAGCAGAGUCCUUCAUCACCAUCAUGUUUGAGACACUGUACAUUUUUAUGACCUUUCGCAACCACAAUGAGUGUGAAAUGAUGAUUUAGCAAUGCAGGCACAUUGAUGGUGUAAAUAUUAUUUGAUGUUACUGUCCACUGAAGCACAGCACAAAACGACACAUUAAUCUCCUAGAAUGUGGAAUGACACUACAAGAGAGAGUGUAUUGCUAUCUAACGUAUACUUUUCAAAAACAAUCCUUUACCUGAAUACAGGUAUAAAGUCAAACCUUUACAUCUAUAUACUGUAUCCCUUUGGCUCCACGCUUGCUCAGUGGACAGUAACUAUUCAUUGUACUUUGGUGGAUGUAAAGGUAAAAGCAGAGAGGGGUGAUGAGGUUGAGGGUAGUGUUUGUUUGGUCCAAAAGAUAUCCUAUGUGAGGAUAUUGGCCACCUGUGUAGGACUUCAGGACCAAAAGAGUUCUGUACCGAGAUGUUAAUAUUGUUGUUCAUUCAAUCGAAAUCUGUCAAUAUCUGUGUAAAAAAAAAAACAUGUGGUUCGUUUGUGAUAUUUGUGAUACUAUAGCGGAGCACCUUUUUAGGUAUGGAGGGCUGUAACCCUCUGCUGUGGAAUACUGGGUAGAAAUGCAUGACAUGACAGAAUAAUAGUGACAGCACGGCACCGGCAUGGACAAAAAAAUUCUAGCCUUCCCUGUAGCUCAGUUGGUAGAGCAUGGUGUUUGCAACGCCAGGGUUGUGGGUUCGAUUCCCACGGGGGGCCAGCACAGGAAAAAAAAAAAAUGUAUGAAAUUGUAUGAAAUGUAUGCAUUCACUACUGUAAGUCGCUCUGGAUAAGAGCGUCUGCUAAAUGACGUAAAUGUACUGCAUGGGUGGUGACAAGAGAAUACAGUGUUUGUGUCUUUUAUGUGAGAAUGGUGCAAGCAGAAGGUCCAGACUGCAGCCAGACCUGUGAAGAGCAUGCAAACUGCCUUUGCUCCUCACCUGUUUACAGUAAAGGCUGCUCUGAGAUCAGCUCAACCCAACCCCAGCUAAUUGUCCCAAAAUACAGAAACACUGGGCCACCAUCAGUACUUAAGACCAUGGCAUAUACAUUAUCUUAUUUUGGAGUGAGGCUUACAGUACAUCAAUUUGUCCAACAGUGUUGGUUCAAAUGCUCCUAUUCUUCUGGUUUUUAACUUUUUGAAAUCCAAACCUCCCCGUUUGCGUAACAGUGAAACUGGGAUAGAUUAUAUUUCAAACUGUGAGUUCUCAUCAGCUACAGACUGUUAUUCAGUAACUACUGAUCGUCACUACUGUAAUUCUGCAUCAUACCCAUUUAAUGCCUUAAAGUCUAGUACUUAAUAUUUAGUCAAAUUUUACUUGUCUUGUGUAUGCUUUGAGCGGGCAUCAGAAACCAAAUUGAUUAGUGUGCAAUAUGUGGAACCAGUGAGAAAUCUCUACUACUUAGUUAAGAAGAGUAGCAGAGGUAAUAUGAUUACAUACGACCUGAAAUAACAUCUUCUUGAAAGAUCCACUUAGCGAUACUGUAUUUACUCUGGAUCUGACUCUACUAUAUAAUAUAUUGUUACCCCUGCCCUAAUCUCAAUGAGAUGAAAGUGCAAUUAAUAAGAUAGUGGGAGAUGGGGAGGGGUAGUGAAAUGUUAUGACUGUCCAUGGUCCUUACAUGUGGUUCAAUCACCGGACUUACUGAGUCGCUAAAAAAACAUGUAGAAUAACAGAAGACAACAAGGCUGACACAAAAUGGAGGUGGGUUUAUCUCAGUAUUGCCAAGUGUUCUGAGGUGGAUAUGGAGAGAAUAGAACACAGCAGUGAGGCUCUGUCAAUAUGCUGCACAAUACUAGAGACAGAUGUUAUAUCGUAUGGGAGUUUUCCCCACUUAUUUUAGAGUUCAGGAUACUUGGAACUCUAGUUGAACUGUAGAGUUGUCAAUCAGUACAACCAGUGAGAAUGAUUAACAUUUAAAUAUUACAAAUGCAAAAAGUGGAUUAAAGAGUAAUGACAUUUUGGAAGUUAAGUGAGUAAACAAAUUGACCCCCUCAAAAUUAUAGAUUUAUUGAUUCAAAUAGUAAAGGCUCUCUUGAGAAUAGUCAUGUAUAAGUAUGUUUAUUGUUUCUUGUAUAACAUAUAUAAUAUCAACAAAGAUUUCAGUUACCUUGGCCCUCAGUGUUUCCCCACUGCCAGUCUUUGUCAACUUUUGAAAAUAAACUUUUUAUCUCUUCAGAUUAUAUUGAUAAUGCUGGAAGCACCAUAGACGUAGACCCAAUGGUUUAGGCAGGUAAUAAAGAGACAUUUUGAUAUUUCUCUAAUUGUCCAAUUUGAAGACAAAUUUCCCUUUAAACUAGUCAUUUGAUGUAGCACAAGCUGAUGUCUAAUUUCUCUCCUACUAAAUCACUGUGUCUAUGUUUUUGUAGCCUACAUGUACAUUUCUGUUGCCCAGAUUAUUUAAGUUAUUUAUAUUUAUUAAUAAUAUUUUAUUGUUCAACGGCUCCUUGAAGCAAACCAUUUGAACCGUUACAAUGCUUCAAAGAGAGUGGUAGCAAUGUGCAAUAUAAAGCUGAAUCUUCUUUGCUUUCAUCUUGAUGAGCAGUCAACUCAGCUCACUCAGUGGGAGUGAAACACUUAUUUUCUCCUGUGUUUGUUGCGCCCGCGGCCAACCAACAUAGAUUUAUUUAAUUCACUUGAGAUUAGCAUGUUUACAUACAAAUUUGUAAUGGACAUUCCAAUUAACCUUGUCAGUUUGUUCAGGGUUGUUAUACAUAGGAUGACAUUUACAGGGCCUUUACAGUGGUCAUUGGGUUGGUUAUGACAUACUUUUUCCUGAAUAGAACUGUCUACAAUGUUCAGACAAUGUUCAGUGUUUUGAUGACUUCUAUUUAACUAUCUGGCCGUUGCCAUUGCUGUAGAUGAGAUAUCACUCCCUGAUGUUUUAUGUGCUGUAAAUGUCAUCCUAUGUGCAAAUGCAUGAACAUUGUGUGUUAGCAUGGUCUGUUAUGGACGUCUAGGUUUACAUUUGGAUCGGGUUAUCCCAAAACAGUUGCUCUUUUUGGCCUGUGUGGCUGCUUGCGUGGUCUGCUCACGCUUGCAACAAACUGAGCAAUGUCGACUUGGUCGAGCAGCAGGUGAAUUGUCAUUUUUUGAUUACGUGUUAACAGUCUACUUACUUAUUCACCACCUAUAAAAGCUGUGAAAAGAAAGCCUGACUUGUCCUGUCUGUCUGAAUGUCUCUGAUCAUUUGGUUGUCAGUUUGUUGGAGUUUGAUAUUUCUGUGUUCGUGCCCCUCAACUUUCUGUAUUGGGGUGAACCACCCCAGGUCUUGCUCUUCAAUGUGUCCUUUGUGCAGUUUUAUCUGUGAACCUUUCUCUCUGCCUGACAUUUGUAUGGAAUAGUGACUGACUUAAAGAAGACAUGUGAUAUUUACAUUUAUUCAAUACUGUAAUAAAUUAUUUGAAAAUUAUAUUAAAUUUUUUAUGAAAGGAUAAACAAAGGAAAAGAAAAAUGAAACUUGUUUUGGAGAACCUAUGGCAUGAGGUGUAAUGUGUUCUGAAAAAACAACUAUGUAAUCAACUCAAGUUAACCUUAUUGAAUAUAGUUUAUUUAUUUUCAA
Messenger RNA from Salmo salar (Atlantic salmon), 9613 nucleotides. NCBI's taxonomy places the organism in Eukaryota, Metazoa, Chordata, Actinopteri, Salmoniformes, Salmonidae. The record is from RefSeq and is a predicted model, not a curated record.